Messenger RNA from Molossus molossus (Pallas's mastiff bat), 1438 nucleotides. It is a transcript of the gene CUNH9orf78, whose product is annotated as chromosome unknown C9orf78 homolog. The record is from RefSeq and is a predicted model, not a curated record. Gene Ontology annotation, cellular component: spliceosomal complex. Gene Ontology annotation, biological process: mRNA splicing, via spliceosome. The coding region runs from base 36 to 905 and encodes 289 amino acids. The transcript is spliced from 9 exons. Lineage: Eukaryota; Metazoa; Chordata; Mammalia; Chiroptera; Molossidae.
CCGGGCAGCGGCUGCACCGCGGAGCCGGCGCCACCAUGCCGGUCACCGGGAAGACUUUCCGCCGGCGCCGGGCUGACUCGGAGUCGGAGGAAGAUGAACAGGACUCAGAAGAGGUUCGAUUAAAACUGGAAGAGACACGAGAGGUGCAGAACUUGAGGAAGAGGCCCAAUGGAGUGAGUGCCGUGGCCCUGCUAGUAGGAGAGAAGGUACAAGAAGAGACCACUCUAGUGGAUGAUCCCUUUCAGAUGAAGACAGGUGGUAUGGUGGACAUGAAGAAACUGAAGGAAAGGGGCAAAGAGAAGAUCAGUGAAGAAGAAGACCUCCACCUGGGGACAUCAUUUUCUGCAGAAACCAACCGAAGGGAUGAGGACGCCGACAUGAUGAAGUAUAUUGAGACAGAGCUGAAGAAGAGGAAAGGGAUCGUGGAACAUGAAGAGCAGAAAGUAAAGCCCAAGAAUGCUGAGGACUGUCUUUACGAACUUCCAGAAAACAUCCGCGUUUCCUCAGCAAAGAAGACGGAGGAAAUGCUUUCCAACCAGAUGCUGAGCGGCAUCCCCGAGGUGGACCUAGGCAUCGAUGCUAAAAUAAAAAAUAUCAUUUCUACGGAGGAUGCCAAGGCCCGUCUGCUAGCAGAGCAGCAGAACAAGAAGAAAGACAGUGAGACCUCCUUCGUGCCCACCAACAUGGCGGUGAAUUACGUGCAGCACAACCGAUUUUAUCACGAGGAGCUCAAUGCCCCCAUACGGAGAAACAAAGAAGAACCCAAAGCCCGUCCCUUGAGAGUGGGUGACACAGAGAAGCCAGAGCCUGAUCGGUCCCCCCCGAGCCGCAAGCGGCCUGCUAAUGAGAAGGCCACUGAUGACUAUCACUAUGAGAAGUUCAAGAAGAUGAACAGGCGGUACUGAGGGUGGCUAAGGGGAGAUGUGCAGAAUGGGAUGUAAGUAGCACUGUCCCACAUCCCCCAUGAUAAGAGGCUUCCUGGACAGCAAACUGAGCAUUUGCUAGCAGACUGUUCCACACACAGGCUCUACUUGUCUAGCUUCUUACCUGCUGGAUUUUUCAGGCUCUGAAUUUGUAACCUUUGAAACAAGACAAUAUGUUGUUUUCUUAUUUGGGGCAAACUGUUCUUGUGAGCGUUAUUAAAUCUUGUUUGUAAAUAUGUUGAUUUUCUCUUAAUAUUUGCCCUGGCUCAGGAGGAAAGAGUUGUGUGUGUUCAGGGUGAGAUAAUAUUGUGUUUUUAUUAUUAUGUGUAAUCAUGUCUUCUACUUCCAAUAAUCUGGAAUGGAUUUCAGAAAUGCAUCCUUCACUGUUCCCAGUGGAUCCAGCAGACAGAAGAAAAACCUAGGAUGGAAUCAAGAGGACACUGGUGCCCUGGCCAGUUUGGCUCAGUGGUUUGAGCAUCGGCCCAUUGACUAAAGAGUCCUGGGUUUGAUUCCGG